Molecule: messenger RNA, 629 nt
Organism: Lycium ferocissimum
Lineage: Eukaryota; Viridiplantae; Streptophyta; Magnoliopsida; Solanales; Solanaceae
Exons: 1
Coding region: 151-570 (139 amino acids)
Source: RefSeq, a predicted model, not a curated record
CCAGAUUUGGUUUAUCAGGCUAUGGAGAAAGUCAAGUUAAUAUAGGAGCGUUUGAAAACGGCUCAGAGUCGCCAGAAGUCUUAUACAAAUGUGAGGCGAAGGGACUUAGAAUUUUCAGUUGAUAAUUGGGUAUUCCUUAAAGUCUCACCCAUGAAAGGUGUUAUGAGAUUUGGCAAGAAAGGGAAGCUCAGUCCCAGAUAUAUUGGACCUUAUAGAAUUCUGCGAAAGGUCGGUCUAGUAGCCUAUGAACUUGAGUUGCCACAAGAUUUGACUGCUGUACAUCCCGUGUUUCAUGUGUCCAUGUUGAGGAAGUGUGUAAGAGACCCGUCGUUGAUUGUUCCUGCUGAUACUAUAACAGUUAAGGAUGGGUUGACUUAUGAGGAGAUCCCCGUAGCCAUUCUUGACCGUCAGGUUCGCAAGUUGAGAACUAAGGAAGUAGCCUCAGUGAAAGUCCUGUGGAGGAGCCAGAAGGUUGAGGAAGCUACAUGGGAAGCCGAGGAGGAUAUGAAAUCCAAGUACCCAUUUUUGUUUGAACAGCAAGCGGAGAACUCUCAAGGUAACUUUCUAUAACCCAUGUCAUGUUAUGUCUCAUGUUUCACGCUCAUGUCAUGUAUCCAGCGCUCAUGUUU